This is a messenger RNA of Neurospora tetrasperma FGSC 2508, 1638 nucleotides long. RefSeq lists its product as uncharacterized. The transcript is spliced from 2 exons. Bases 1 to 1317 code for a protein of 438 amino acids. The record is from RefSeq and is a predicted model, not a curated record. Lineage: Eukaryota; Fungi; Ascomycota; Sordariomycetes; Sordariales; Sordariaceae.
AUGGCGCCCUUGAUCCUCCACAACGUCCCCGAUGACGAGCUCUACGUCGGUGACGACGGCAUUCAAAGACCUUAUGCCAUGGUGUUCCCACACCAAGAUGGUCCCCGCUCGAGAAGGACAGUCCAUGAGACAGGCUCCUUCGGCAAGUCAACACGUCGGUCGCGGUCCAAGACAGCAACGCCAGCCAGGAGGGAAGAUGCCACGAUAGCCGCCGCCGACCGUGUAUUCUCGAACUACCUCGCGAACCUGAACCCAGACCAGAAUCUCACAGCCGCCCAAAGGAAACAGUCUCUCAUACCAUCCUCCCUCGGCGAUGAGAACGCCGCGCCCACCCAACUGUCUAACAAACACCACCCGACCGAAGUCAUACUACGCGGCUAUCGCUCCGUCUCGCACCAGUACGCCGCCAUCAACCACUACGAGGAGCUCGCCGGGAGGAUAUGCGAGGAUUACCCACGCGACCCACCGCCCGAGAACAGGCGGUACAAGUCCGAACUGCGCGACCCUCUCUAUGCGCGAAGAAGGCCCUUGACUGCCGAAGAGCGCGCACUAGUCAACAGAGUCGACGGCGGCGAGCACUGGGUGAAGGUGACGUUUGAAUCCGCCGAGGCCGCCGAAGCAGCCAUGAUUGCCUCUCCCCAGGCCAUCCUCGGCCACCUCGUUUUCGCCGAACCGUACGAUGGCGUCCCACCCGCCCGCGACGAAGCCGUACCAGACAACGCCUCCUUCAUCAGCAACGGCGUCACUCCCGCCGCCACAAACAACCGCCGCGCUUCAUCUGGUCAACAACCACGCUCCCGUGUGACCAUGACUAACCCCUACACCUCCUACCUCGACAGCAACGGCAACAACCAAUCCCCUUCCUCCUCCCGCACCGCCGAUACCGGCACUAUCUCCGACACCUCCAGCGCAACCAUCACCUCGGCGGCCAUGGGCGCCGUAGCCGGCGCCUUCACGCACGGGCUGGACUCGCUCGCGCACUCGACCGCGGGCGGUGCCCACCAUUUGUCUUCGGUAGUCGACGCCCAGGAUCCGGACAGCGAGUUCUGCCGGGCAAUCCCGACGGUGCGCAAGGCUAAGCUCCUGCCCGUCGACCAGGCGCUGCUUCCUGCUCCUUCGUACACGCAGCGCGUGCUGAACCACGUGCCGCUCUUCAAGUGGUUUAGUGGGAACAUGAUUGGGAACGAGGUGCCGAGGAAGGAGAACGGCGAGUUUGAUUGGGAUCGGGCGAGCUUGUACUGGAAAUUGAUGUGGUGGUUGGAUGCGAGGUUGUGCUUGUUUAGGGGGGAGGUGUUGAGUGCUGAUAAGGAUGAGUGAGCUGGUCAGGAAGGGCGUUGGGCUGGGUGGGAGGUGGACGUAUUGGCAAAAGGCGUGAUGGAUGGAUGGUUGGAUCAUGAUAUUGACCAUGGGGGAGAAGGUUGCUGUUAUACGUUAAGCAUCGAUAGCGGCGGUGGUGAUGGGGGGAAUGAAUGAUACCAAUGUCGAGAAUUGCUCCAGAUUGAAGAGUACGUUAUCUUAUGCAUUAAGCUUGUUUAGCUUGUCCUUAUAAGACGUUGUUCAAGUCUAGGUUGAUCCUUUUCGCGCUUUUCCUCACCCACAAGCAGUGAACGCAGCAUCUCAGACAUCUACGAUAGUGGC